AUGCUCAAAUUACCGGAACAGCUAAUUACCGAUGUGCUUGAUCGGCUCGAGCCAGAAGAGCUGGUCACGCUCCAGAGGACGACAAAGACAUUCCGACGCCGAAUUAACCGUCGCGGAUUGUUUCCGGGUCGCGUCGAUGCCCUAUAUAUUCAUGGUCAAGCGCUGAAAGGCAAGCGGAAAAGGGUUUCGCUGAAGACGUUCGAGCUCGGAGUGGAGAGCCGCGGGGGAACGGUGAUACUCGCCCACAACCAGCGCCGCAGCAUUUACCAUCAACGCGACAAAAAG
Molecule: messenger RNA, 285 nt
Organism: Mesorhabditis spiculigera
Lineage: Eukaryota; Metazoa; Nematoda; Chromadorea; Rhabditida; Rhabditidae
Source: the annotation of a GenBank genome assembly